Messenger RNA from Aspergillus bombycis, 2127 nucleotides. RefSeq lists its product as uncharacterized. The transcript has a single exon. The coding region runs from base 1 to 2127 and encodes 708 amino acids. Lineage: Eukaryota; Fungi; Ascomycota; Eurotiomycetes; Eurotiales; Aspergillaceae. The record is from RefSeq and is a predicted model, not a curated record.
AUGGAGAAAUCCGAUUUGUUGAAGGAGCUGCAGCGCGAUCUAGCGCGUAAAUAUCGUCUUCAUGGGCCGAAGAUUAAAGAAAUAUGGCACUCCCUUGGCAAGGGACAGCGGGAGAGGGUCAUGAGAGCCGGUGCCGCCGAAGGCCAAAUGCUGAAGUCGCCUAUCGAUAGAUCCUUGGGCGAUGUUUACAAGUUCAUCCCUGACUGGAACCUGCGAGACAUCGCCAAUCCGGACUCUGACUAUCUGCUGGAUUGUCUGAAGCACCGCGCGACGAAGUCUUUAUGUGAGCAAUACAUCGAAGGUGUCCACGGUGGCCCAGGUGACUUCGAGGUCAUAGUUAAGAGCAUGCACGUCCAUGGUCUUAAACAUGUUGAUCCCUUCCGCUAUAGCUUCACGUUGUUCAUGGACGAGGAGCAAUACGGGCAAUCCUUUACGGCCUCGGACCGGGUAAAGUAUGAAGAAACAAUGGCUGCGAUGAAAGUUGGGGUGGAUGCUGGGUUGAUUCUUCCUCAGUCGACGGGCGAGCUUAUUUUGGAAAGACAGUCUAUCCUACUAACGUCCAUGAACAUUGUGAUUCAGGACAUUCUUGAAGCCGGUUCUACAUUGGAGACGAAAGGUCGCUCCAAAAAGUCAGAGAAGGCAGCACGCGAGGCUAUGUCCAAACUUGCAAUCGACCAGAAGCCAGGAAAGCUUUCAUUGGAGGAGCUGGCUGCCCUAUCUAUUGACCAGAAGUCAGCGCUGGAGGAUUACGUACUUCUUUGUCGGACAGAGCCCGAGUUCCUUGCGCACGCUGUCAACGCUUGGUUCUUCAGUCGACCCGAGCUGGUCGCAGAUGAAAAAGGCCGACGAUUGCCCUUGAUCACGGACAAAUAUAUUAGCAUCGCAUUUUUCGAGAUGAUCCACAAUGCCGUCGUGGGUGCUGCAGUCUGGGGGUAUAUCCAUCAACUCCUCCAGGCUCUCGUCACAGGGCCAAACGACCGGACCUACAGAAGUUCCUUUCUCCAGGAACUUGCAAACGUCUGUCAUUUUGAGUACCAACGAGUUCAGCGGCUUUUUAAGCGCCACGUACAAAUGGGUUCCGGCGACAAACAUUUCAAACGUGUCUCUGGCGUAUAUGAUAAUGGCACCGCGCGGGUAACGAUGAAAACGAAGCCGGACACCGUUACCAGAACCGAUCCGCAGCUCAGUUAUAUUCUUCGUCUUUGCCAAACGGACACUAAUGGCUCCCGGGCAGUCGACUGGGUUAGAAAGCUAGACGACUUCCAUCAAGCCUAUCCCGCUCAGCAAGAAACGAUGGGAGAAGCCGAAUUUGACGCUUUCGGUGAUCUUGCCGUGACAACCAAUUUCAUCCAGUGUCUCUCGGCGUCUCUUCCCAUGCCACCAAUGAAUCCGAAGAAGGGGCAAACUUAUAUCUCCCGACUAAAGGAGCUGGGGUCUGAGCUUGACCCACUAAAGUCCGAGGUUGACUUGUCGUCGUUUGCAGUGCCCAUCGAUAAUCUUAUGGAGCCGGGAAUGGCCCAAGGUGCGCUGACCACACUUGACGAAUUCAUAUCCAACAACACAGGGGCAGAUAUAGGCUUCCUCUAUCAGGAUCUGAACGAUGAAUGCUUGUUAGACCUGCAGAAGCAAGCUCAACAGCAGAAGGAGAGAAAUGAACGGAUAGCAGAGGCUCAGCCUGCUUCGUCAAUCCCUGAAGCGCCUAACCGGGAAGUGCAAAUUGAACAGCGCAAGGAAAAGACCAAAACACGCCCGCCACAUUCAUCCGUGUACAGUAUCGCUCCAACAGCAGCUCCUACGACGGAAGCAGAACCUGCAGCGCCGUCCCAAGCAUUCAAAGUAAAGCCAUCCUUCUUAGAGGUAUUCUCGACCCUGUUCUCCAAACAGAGAGCACGGAGCUCAAUCACCUGGGCUGCGUUUCAAGCCGCUAUGGCGCACAUGAAAUUCUCUGUCGUGCCAAAGACUGGGUCGAUCUAUACCUUUUCUCCUCCUGAAGGCUUCCAUGUCCAAAAGUCGAUCACGCUCCACCGACCGCAUCAGUCCCGUAUCGAGGGUUGGAGACUUCUGUAUAUCGCGAGUCGUUUAAAGAGAAAGUAUGGAUGGGAUGAGAUGUCAUUCGAGACGGAAUGA